AGUAUCAUUUUAAUUUAUGAAAAUUAAUGAAUUUACGUCUAAUAGUAUAUAUAGAUCAAUACUUAUUUGCCUCCUACUUACAAAUGGGAGACGAAGUGAAUGAAUAGGAUAUACAUAUACUUGUUUAAUCUAAUCUAGACGUGUGACCAUAUGAUCAAUUAAUUUCUGUUGUAUAUUGCAGUAAACAUAACCUGUGUAUAAUUCUAAAAAAUGUUAUGCAGAACAAUUUUUAAUAUUAUCCGAAGAACAGAAUGUAUAAAUACGCAAAUGUCAUGUACAUUAAGAAGCGUAUUAAAAGUAAAUUCUACACCAAGCAAUUUACUUAUAAAUUGUUCAUAUCCACAAAAUCUUAAUUCUAUAAUAUUCGUAAGAUUUAAGAGCAAAGGAAAUAUUUCAAAAAAAAGUAAGGAUGAAGAAUCAGAUGAAGAAUCAGAUGAAGAUGAUUUUGAAACAGAAAUUGGUACAAAAGUAAUUGAAGUUACAGUACCUUCUCUUCGAUUGGAUGUUAUUGCUAAAAGUGGUUUUGGAAAGUCACGUGCCCAAUUAGAUAAAAUUUUUUACAAUAGUAAUUUACGUUUAAAUGGAAAAAAGUGUUUAAAAAAGGCAACAAUGGUCCAAAUUGGAGAUGAAAUAGAUCAAAUUCAGGGACGAAGUCCUAAAAAUCCUGAGUAUUUGAUAAUAAAUCGAUGUGUAUUAAAAUCAGUCAGUGUAGAUCCAGAAACAGAUACUAUCAAAGUAAAGUUAGCUCAAAAUAAAUCCUUAUUAAUUGAAGAUUAUACAGAUAAAUGGCAUAAGUCGUAAUAAAGUGUAAAGUUUAAAGAUAAAAGUGUUCAUUAAUAUAUAAUAUUAAUAUUUAUGUAAUAGAUGUAUAAUAGAUUUUAUAAAAAUAGAAUAAAAGAAUUUUUAAUAA
Frieseomelitta varia is the source of this 910-nucleotide messenger RNA. RefSeq names its product mitochondrial transcription rescue factor 1. The record is from RefSeq and is a predicted model, not a curated record. The coding region runs from base 211 to 801 and encodes 196 amino acids. Lineage: Eukaryota; Metazoa; Arthropoda; Insecta; Hymenoptera; Apidae. The transcript is spliced from 4 exons.